UCUUUAUACGUAAAACCUGCUGGUUUUACUACUAAAUGUAGCAGUUUGCUUGUUAAAGCCUAGCCUCGAUCUCAGCCGCAUUUUCUGAGGCCUUGUGAAGGAAGCUAGCUGAAUCCGGCCGUGCCCAAAACAUAAAAAGCCUGAGGUACUGUAAAAAGUCAAGUGCAUGGGGCCACCUCUCUGAUCCUGGAGCCACAGCCGAUCUAGUCCAGGAAAAGUCAAAGCUUCCCCAGUUUCAGCUUUAUCCAUGCAGAAAGGGAUCAUAAUGUCACACAACACAAUGGCAUAAAUAAACUGGAUUGCUUUUUAGUAGAGACUACAACAAAUAUUGCCACUUGGGCUUCUUCUUGGUAUAGUACUAGCUUGGUGGUGUUAAUAAUAUUCUGCUCAACAUAGUUCUGUAUAAUGCGCAAGCCACUUGUGGUUUGUGCUAAUCAGACCUACCAGAGUUACAUGUACCUCUAAACAACAGUGUACACAACUACUAUAAGUGUUUGUGAUAUCACCCUGAGAAAGUAUGGAGUGGAAUAUGCGUGGGUGUCUGGACACUCGUAUUCAUGCACUCCUGACAAUUGCAUUUGACAAUAGUUUAAACUACUACCUCAUCUCUGACCUCAUAUUAGAUAAGGCUACAUGGAUAUACACUCGUUGCAUGAUCUAUAUUGCUACUCCAAGAGAAAGAAAGUUUUAGUCCAUAUAUAUAUAUAUAGAUUUAACGACUGGAAUUAAUUAUAGCUAGAGUCUAACAAAUUGUCAUGAUUGUGAGUGUUUUGCUUAUUGUACUGGCUACUCUAGCUGGUUCAACCACCUCUGUACACUAUCGCAUAGUCCCUGUCAACGCCACUUCCUUGUGUAAGGGCUACCCCAAUGGAACCUGCUUCACUCUAAAGCAACUUUCCUCCGAAAUUAAUGCUACUGGAAAUAGAAACAUUACGAUAAGUUUCCUUCCCAGAGAGCACCUUCUCGACUGGAAAAUGAGUUUUGUUACCAGUGAAAUGAAUACUAUGUCAAAAACACACAAUGGGUUAAUAAAUACUGUCACCCUUAAUAGUGAACAACUGGACAACACCUCCAGUAAUCCUGUUAAAAUCAUGUGUACUCUUCCAAAUGCUGGAAUCUCUGCUGCAGGCUUACACACAUUCACUGUACAAGGACUGAUGAUUUACGGAUGUAAGAGAGACACAUAUGGUGGGGCUAUCUCUGUUACAGGAGGAAAUGUGUUUAUCACUGAGACUCACUUCAUAAAUAAUCAUGUGAUGUCAGAAUAUAAUGAGGGAUCAGGAGGCGCAAUAUACUUAAGCAAUGCAAACGUUAUGAUAUUGAACAGUGUUUUCACCAACAACACAGCUUUUGCUAUGACCUUGAUUGGGAAUGUUAACUCAAUGUCAUGUAAAUUUAAACAUUUUAGUGUGUUUGGUGGUGGGGCAAUCAACCUACUGACUAGCAAUGUUUUGAUUCAUGGUUGUGAUUUUGAUAGUAAUAGAGCAAAAUGUGGUGGUGCAUUAAUCAUCAACAGUCUUGGAUCACAUACCAACAUAAGCAACACAACAUUCAGAGGAAAUUAUGCCGAACAAGGAGGUGCCAUUUACAACUACAAUGUGAGAAUACCCACUAACAUUGUUGGCACUUCAUUCAUCAAUAAUAGUGCGAGUAGUGGAGGAGCUAUUUUUACUUUAGCACAGCUACAGAGUAAAGACUAGUCUCGCGAGCAGACUUGUCCUAGAGGGAACGUCUGGUAACUAUUGCAGCAAUUCCAUGGCACUGAGGAAUGUAGUCACAUGCAAGAUAUUUGUUAAUUAACCAAAUUCACAUGUAGACAAAUAUUUUCAUUCGCAGCUAGCUAGCUCUUGCUUGGUCUGAGCUCCUUGUACCGAGUCAACACUAAAAUUAGCCUUUAAUUUGCUAGAGUCAAUAAUCCUUCUUUUCACGUUCAUUUUAUGCUAUAAUAGGAAAAUAUACGGGGUGUUACCUGCCCACUAUGAUGUGAACAAAUCUGAUUGGCGCUGCCAACAUUCUGGCAGGGGUUCACAGAAUUGCUGCAAUAGUGACCAGACGUUCCCUCCCUCCCACAUCUGCUCACGAGACUAAGUAAAGACAGCGUGUAUGAGAAUAAUACAGCAAAACAUGGAGGGGCGAUGUAUAUCACUAUAUUCAGUGUAACAGACAUUCAAGUGUCAUUUUUCAACAGCACAUUGUUCUGUAGCAACACCGCUGAAUUUGGGGGAACCAUCAAAAUGAUUUCUGGUACUAUCCGUUUUCAGCCAUAUUCCGAAACAUUUAUUACUCAGAACAAUGCUAUUUAUGGUGGUGGAAUAUACCUUGAGCAAAGCAUUUUAGUCGGAACAAAAUUGGAAAUAAAACACAACAGAGCAAACAAUGCCGGAGGUGGAAUCUAUGCUUUCGCUAGUGUUAUUGAAAUUGUUGAUUGUUAUUGUUACAACAAUCAGAUUUGUAUGACACACAUUUCACACAACCAGGCAAAUAAUGGAGGUGGUGCUUACCUAACUGCUUCAAGUGUUCGACUAUUACAAAGUUUAAUAACUAUUGAGAAUAACGUUGCCAGUCAAUAUGGUGGAGGUAUUUAUCUAGAAGAAAACUCAAAGAUGAUUUCAUAUGCAGUAAACUUGAAUGGUAGAUCUACAUUGCAUUUCGUUUUAAAUAUCACCAGUAACAAGGCUCUGAGAGGAGGAGGUGUGUACGUGUCUGACAGUACUAAUGAGCUGAUUUGUGAAGGCAUUCAUUCAUUGCGUUCUUCGGAAGUAAAUCUCAGUUCAAAGCAAUGUUUUUUUCAAAGCAUCCUGUUUGUACCUCAGUCGAGUUACUUCCUCAGUAUAACAUUUUCUAAUAACAGCGCAACUGAGACUGGCAGUGACAUUUAUGGUGGACUUCUGGACAGGUGUACUAUCAGCCCUCUGGCUCAAAUAGUUUCAGCAAAUCACGAGUACAAAAUUAAUGGCAUUUUAUACCUACAGGGUAUUGGAGGAUUUGAUUGGGCUCAAACAAAAGUAGUCUCUCGAGUUCCAUGCCUUGGAAACGUAACUCAUGGAGUUGUUACCAAUGUAUCAGAAUUUUAUAACCACAUCUCCUCAGACCCGGUUAGAACCUGUUUCUGUGUAAACAAUGCUUUAAACUGUAGCUACAUACAUCCCACCAUCUACAAAAAGAAAGGAAUGAGAUUCACACUGAAUAUUGUUGCAGUAGACCAGAUUGGCAUACCAGUAAAUGCCAAACUCAUUAGCUCACUCCACUCAGAGAAUAAAGGAAUCGGGACCCGGAGACUCAAAGAAGGUCAACAGCAUAGAGACAUAGAGGGUCACUGCACAGAGCUCGAGUACAAUGUUUUCUCGUAUGAGAGUUCAGCUGUAUUAGAACUAUAUGCUGAUGAUCCUUGUGCAAAUCAAGGGAUAUCCAAGAAAAAUGUAAAUAUCACAUUCAUACUGUGUACAUGUCCAAUUGGAUUGGAAGAAAAGGUUGAAGACCCUAUUGAUUGCUCAUGUGUCUGUGCUACUAAAUUAAAACUAUUUAUCAGCAACUGUUCACAAGAGAACGAAACUAUUCAAAUCAAUUCCAAUGUGUGGAUCGAGAGUAUUAGCUGCUCUAAUUCUACCACAUACUUGGAUGACACUAAUUCCACCUUCUGUUAUGUCACCCAUGACUGCCCAUUUGACUACUGCUUGCCAAAACCAGCCAUCAUCCGUCUGAAUAAUACUGAUACACAGUGUGACUUUGACAGAACUGGAAGACUUUGUGGUGAAUGUCCACAGGGACUCAGUUUAGUAUUUGCCAGCUCAAGAUGUCAACAAUGCUCCAACUACUCCUUAUUCCUGCUCUUGCCCUUUACUCUAGCUGGCAUUGCAUUGGUAGCAUUCAUUAUGCUACUCAAUAUGACAGUUGCAACAGGGACCAUUCACGGGCUUAUCUUUUAUGCUAACGUUCUAGCAGCAAAUCGUUCAAUUUUUUUACCAUUCAACAAACCAAACUUUCUUACUGUCUUUAUAUCAUGGUUGAAUCUCGACUUAGGAAUUGAGACUUGUUUUUAUGAUGGAAUGAACUCGUACGAAAAAGUGUUGCUACAAAUUGUUUUCCCAGCCUAUUUGUUUUUUUUAAUAAUCGUUAUCAUGGUGUUGUGUAACUGCUUCCAAAGAAUAGCACAUCUGCUCAGCAAAAGGAACACCGAAGCUACACUCUAUACUCUCACGUUACUUUCUUACUCUAAACUGGUUCGGAUUAUCAUCUCAGCCCUCCAAUUGAACUAUUCCGAAGGCGAGCGCAUAUUUUGGCUAUAUGAUGCAUAUGUACCAUACUUCAGGGCUAGUCAUGUCCCACGAUUUCUAGUAGCUUUUUUCAUUAUCAUUCUUGGCUCUAUCUACACCACAUUGCUCCUUUUUGGUCAGUUGUUGCAAUUUUUCUCUGAGCACCGAGUUAUGAAAUGGACAACUAACAUUCACUACAUUUAUUUUAUGAAAGCACAUCAUGCUCCUUUCUCAGACAAGCAUCGCUAUUGGGUGGGACUGUUGCUGCUUGCUAGGCUGGUUCACUACCUCAUAUCAGCUUUCUCUAAUAACUCUAUCAUUGUACUCUCGGUUUCAACGAUGACGGUGUUGCUGCUAUUUCAUAAAUUAGCAUGCAAGCAUAUUUACAGUGCUUGGUCUGUUGACCUUUUGGAAAUAGUUUUUAUGCUCAAUUUAACAAUUCUUUCUACUUCAACCUUUUUCAUUAGGGAGACGAGUCAUUCUUCAGACAAUCAAAAAGUGUUGGCCCUUGUGUCAAUGUCAACAUCGUUUAUCGUUUUCCUAGGUAUUGUACUCUACCAUAUGCUAGACACAUGUGGAGUGAAGUCAAGCAAGCUAUCUCAAGUAGUACUAGCAGUACUUCGAAAACGCCAACACUACCUGCCAAUCCCAAUCACAGAGAUAGAUGGAGAUAUAACAGAUGAAAGUGACCCUGCUCAUUAUGUCAACCCAAUAAUCAGAUCUGCCAUGCCUGCUGAUCAGCUGAGAGAGCCAGCCCUUGAUGUCCUGACUCCCGUGCAGCCAGAAGACUACAAUACACCUGCUACUCCAACACUACGUAGAGAGAAGCUCACAUUCUCUGAAAUUGAAAUCAGUUCCUAGGAAAGUGUGAUGUAACACAUGAUAAAUUAUGAGUACAUAAUAUUUUUGGACGGAGUGUGUUUUGUGUUCACUGUAUGUUUUUACACUGUAUAUAGUGAUUCAAUUUGCGAUGUGGUUUGGUAUUAAAACAAUUUCUACAGCA
This is a messenger RNA of Halichondria panicea, 5256 nucleotides long. RefSeq names its product metabotropic glutamate receptor-like protein P. The record is from RefSeq and is a predicted model, not a curated record. Lineage: Eukaryota; Metazoa; Porifera; Demospongiae; Suberitida; Halichondriidae. The transcript has a single exon. Bases 756 to 1700 code for a protein of 314 amino acids.